AUGGCAUUGCAACAGAGAGAAAUUGAGUGUCAACAUCAAGAAUUGAAUAAACGGCAGGCUGACAUGGACCGCCGACAGAGAGAUGCCACUGUCACCCUAGAAGUAGCCAUUCAGUUGGCCCGGGGACAACCUGCACCAAAUUCUCAACCAGAUCUAACACCAAAUGUACCACCACAACAAGGCACAAAACUAAGUCCUCCACCUCAGCCGGCAAGCCUUCAGAGGCCAGACCAACCUCCUGUGGCUCAACGGGAUAUUCCAUUUCAAAAUCCUGAGCAGCAACCACCUUCUCGUUCUGGUCGAGAAAAUCCCCAGCAUCAAUGGCAUAAUACGGCCGGACGGCCUCCCCGAAGCCCUAGAUGCCAAACUGCUGAGGAACCGAACCCACUGAACAAGGGACAGCGUCCUUCUGCUAGAAAAAGACAAGUUGAGUCAGGCUCUGCGAUCAGGGGCCCGCCACAACAUAAUAAUGCUCGGGGACCCACUGACCAGCGCAGGCCUCCCCCUGAUGCUCGAGACAUGCUAGCAAGAGGAGGUGACAUGUAG
This is a messenger RNA of Humulus lupulus (European hop), 546 nucleotides long. RefSeq lists its product as uncharacterized. The record is from RefSeq and is a predicted model, not a curated record. NCBI's taxonomy places the organism in Eukaryota, Viridiplantae, Streptophyta, Magnoliopsida, Rosales, Cannabaceae. The transcript has a single exon. Bases 1 to 546 code for a protein of 181 amino acids.